Messenger RNA from Chilo suppressalis (striped riceborer), 6253 nucleotides. The record is from the annotation of a GenBank genome assembly. NCBI's taxonomy places the organism in Eukaryota, Metazoa, Arthropoda, Insecta, Lepidoptera, Crambidae.
ACCACUUUAACUUACCGUUUACGGAGGCAGAGUCUAGAAGCAAUAGUAAUUGAUUAUACUGAACUAAUCCUAUUACAUGUUUUAUUAUACGAAGCAAUUUUGCUGCAGACAUCGAGAGAGUAAAAUUGGUAUUAUUCCCAUAGAUAAAUCAAUAACUUAUUGUCCAUUAUAUAUUUACCAUGUCGUUCGUAAGAUAGUUUUUAAUUUUUAUUCACCAGUUAAGUAAUGAAUUCUUGCCCGAUGUGAAUUAAUGGCUACGUAUCAUGAUUCACUUUGGAUGAUAAUGUUAUUUAUUAUUGUUUCAGCACCUGACAUAAUUCAGGAAGACAGUCCAACGAUAGUGAUCGGCCCGGAAGAGGAGGAGCUAAGCAUGAAACAUUUCGGUGCUCUUCUUACCGGACGAUCUCCUCUGUGCAUCAGAAGAGAUGAUAUGACUGGAGUGCCGGUUGCUGCUGGAGUGGCUACUGCUCGUUUCACGUUCCGACGGCGACACCUUUACUGGUCCGUCAUACUAGGACCUUCAAUGACUGUGCAGCCUAGGGCAUUGCUGUUCUUGGAUAGAGGAGGAAGAUUACUCCUCGAGCACCCACUGAAAAAAGCACCUGGCAUACACGCUACUUACGAGGACAAAACUGAUAAGUUAUGUGGUGUUUGGCGCCGUGUACCACGAGAAUACAAACGUUUAUUGAGAGAAGGAUCUUUAUACGUAGCUCUAGUGUGGGGAGAUGAACGUAACAACACUAUGGAUAGCGCUUUAAGUGGCCGCAUCAAUAGGUAUCCUGCACUAUCAUCGGAAAUGUUUACGUCACUACUUGAACCGGAACACGCUCCCGCUGUCAUAGGAAAUGGACCUUGUGAUGAUUAUAGAACUAUCGGCCAAGAGGAAGGUUGGUGGGGAGGUACAGCCGUCGUUACUGGAGUAGCUGGUGCUGCUCCAAGUCUUCAUCUGGCACUUUUGUACAACGGUGUAUUCGCUUCAACUCCUCAUGAUUAUGCUGUCAGAGUGUUAUUAACGCUACCGGACAAAAACCAAACUAUUAUUGCCGACGUCCAAAAAGUUUCGAAACCAAGUUACGAAAUCAACGUUCUAGAAGUUUCUACGCCCGUGUCAUCUGCAGAGUUGCGGUCAUUGGCUCGAGGGCGAUUGCUUCUUACGGUCGAAUCUGUUAGAAAUCCAGAGAGAAGGAUAACAGGGAAUGUGAGGCAAAGAGCUGCGUGUGAGGUGUUCCACGCUUCUUUAGCCGCAGAACGACCCCCCGCAUCUCCGGCUCCAGAAGGCCUUGCCUUGAUUUACAUUGAUAAAGACGGUUCGCUUGUCUAUGAUAUACAGGUGGACAACAUGGGUAUAAAUGACCCAAAGAUAACGUUAGUGGAAGAACAAGGGAAGAGACAUUCGCAGGUGGAGAUAUUAGAUACGCGUAUUGGAGUUUUAGCAAGACCCAGUGCUAGAAUCUUUCCACCUUUGUAUGAUGACCAACUAACUGUGCAUAUCGGCGCUGAUAUUGGUCCACCAAUCCUUCGUGGCAGAUUAGUAUCUCGUCCGCUGCCUGACGCUUCGAGCGCAGGUCCAGCACUACUCCGCCGCACUGAUGCACGACUUCCAGUCACUUCUACGCCCAUCGCUGGGCUUGCGUGGCUCUCUGUUGAUGCUUUAUGCGGUCUGCAUUAUGAGGUUACAGUAACCGGUAACGUCGGUUCCUGGUCAGCGUGGUUAGAGACUUACGCAGGGGGCGGUGAUAGUGCCCGAGUUCUAGUGGGCGUAGAAGGUUGCGUUUUGGAACCGACUGCGGCAGAACUGGCCGCCUUGCACGCUGGAGCGGCUUAUCUGGACAUUAGGACUACCGAAAACGAUACAGCCGUACUGCGCACGCGAUUACCUCAGACAAGCGUGCCGCCUUCGUGCUUGCCAUCCACCCCAUGGAUAGCAGGCAACGACUUGAGUCCUAACUACGCUCCGACACACGUGAACACUUCACCUCCAGACAAUUCGUUGUCCAACAGCGCUUCUUGUUAUUACGCCGGAAGGUUCUACGAGGAUGGAGCGCAAUGGAUGGCAGUAGAUUCUUGCCACAUGUGUGGUUGCGUGCACGGCGCGUUACGGUGCGACCCUGUGCGUUGCCCUCCGGUGAACUGCUCCGUGCCCACGAUCCAGCCGCCGGGGCAAUGCUGCCCGAUUUGCACGAAUUCCACAACGGCGGUGUGGAACGAAUCGCACGGCUGCCACCUCGCCGGCCAGUAUCACGCGCCAGGCUCCUCCUGGCACCCGUACCUAGUUCCUGAAGGAUACGACACCUGUGCGGUGUGCACUUGCGAGUUUUCAACGCGACAAGUCAAGUGUCCUCGCGUUAGAUGCCCUCCGCUACGGUGCUCGGAGAGGGAAGCAUAUAGACCGGAUAAGAAAGCAUGCUGCAGGAUAUGUCCGGAGGUGAAAGCGAAGAAACCUGAAGACGAAACGCCCAAAGACCAGGCGGCGCCUCGCACGGCGGAGGAGAUCCUGGCGGAGGGCGGGUGCAAGUUUCCUGACGGGCCGCUGCCCAACGGCAAGGAGGUGCACCCCUCCAUACACUCGCACGGCGAACAGAGAUGCGUCACUUGUCGGUGCAAGGACGGGGAACUAACGUGCGUCCGCAAGCGUUGCAACCGCGCUAUGUGCGCUCGACGGCGGCGCGGCGACGGGUGCUGCUCGUGCGCGCGGACGCGUCGUCAGCGCGCGCCCCCGCGUCCCAGCUGAGUGACCCAAACCUGUCCCACCGCCUACACACCGGCGACUUGCGACCGCCACGCGACCCGCAACCGAUACUAUCACAUCACGACGAUUGUCAUGAUUCAGAACAAUAGAGGUGUGUGUUGUUAUUCCCGCUUACGUCAUCGUCGUAAGCAUUAUCACCGCGCGGCGACAGCUUCUGCUCAUUGAGCGGCCUAAACCUGUCCCAACACCUACACACCGGCGAAUUGUGAACGCCACGUGAUCCGCUACCAACCAUUGUCAAGAUUCAGAAAAAUAGAGGUGUGUGUUGUUGAUUUCGGUUACCAUAUCGUCGUCUACACUCCGCUGACUUGCGUCUGCGGCACGAUCCGCGACGACCGCGAUCCUACAACUCACGUCCCUCGACCGAUCUGAAAUGAAAUGGUGGUUGAUAUUUGAAAAUUUACAUUAACUACUAGUUGAAAUGAAUAAUUCAACGUGGUAGGGGUGCAAAUCGCAAUCUUUGUCAUGAAUCAAAACAAUAACGAUGGUGCGUAUGGUGUUAUUUUGGUGGGUUUUCUUAAAACAUUAAAUUUCGAAAAGUUUUAAGCGGGAUUACAAGCGUCUAAUGCAACUGGUCGCAAAGCGGGUGCAAGUUAGCCAAUAGGCAUAUUGGGCCCCACGCCUCACCCAGACUGCGUAGGAUAAGUGAGUGGACGCUUCGCUCUAUAGACUGAUCUAUUUUUAUGUACUCGUGCGAUUCGAAUACGCGUUUCAGGACGCGUCCUGGUUUUCGUUAGUGGGACCGCGGUAUACCAACCAGAAUCUGUUCGUAACAGACGUAUCUCGUAUAUUCUUGGGAGGGUGUUAUGUUUACGAUUUUAUAUUCGAGGACCGAGGUCGGCGUAAGUAUGAGCGUGCUUACGUUUUGUUCGUUUCUAUGAAGCCACGCUUCUGUUGGUAUUCCGUGGUAGGACUGCGUAGUGUCAUAAGGUCGCCCCUAAAAAAGUUACCUUUCAAAGGCUGAAUAGUUUGAAGUUUCCCUACUGGCUGCAAAUUGUGGGUGCAAGCAUAGGGAGUAGGUUAUGUAUAGACGAAGCGGUUAAAAUCAGAAUGUUUCUUUUGAUGAAUUGUAAUUGUGACACUGCGGAUAUCCACUCGAAACACGAACAAGCUUCGAUGCAACUGAACUGCUUGAGGUUGACGUCUGUCUCUAUUAUUAAUUUAAAAAAGAAAUUAUGUUGGAUAUAUUUUACUAUAAUCCAGGGUUUAAUUACAAGUAAUUUAUUGUUAAAAAAAGUAGUCAUUGAUUGAUUUUGGUCGUAUAAGCUUAAACAGUUCAGUAGCAACGCGCUGUUUACUAUUUAUGACAUAGAUGGUGUUCGGCGGUCGGCCGCGCCCCGGCUCGGAGUCGAUCAACUUAUACUUAUAGCUUUAUUUAUUACACUUCUUGUUCACUAGACGGUGAUGCGAGAUGACUUCAAACUCAGAACAUUAGCUCUUUACCAAACAAAUAUAAUAAUAAAGAUAAUUUUCUAUCGUUCGUAAAACUGAUAAUUUUAUUUACUGGAUUGACGUUGCUGUAAAGAACAAAGGUUAGACUAUAAUUCUUACUAAUACAAUAUUUUGAUUAAAGAAAUAGAACCUCGUGGAUACUUACCUACCUACUACAAAAAAAUAGCUGUUUUAAACCAUGUUGAGUCAAUUUUUAAACUAGUGCUGACAGCCCUAGUUUUUUAGAAGUCCUUCGUAUUUCCCUAAUUACCUAACUUGUGAAAAGUUGGUGUUCCGUGAAAACGUUCUGUUUCCGAAGACUCCAUUGUCGACUAGUGAACUGGAUAGUGUUUACACGGCGUUGAAUAUUUUACUUACCCACCGGUAUUUUAAUUGGUAUUAUGGGACAUCCCAAAAUUUAUAGGCGCAUAAUUAUUUCCGAUGAUGUAUGAGUGAGUCGAAGGCUCGAUCGCUCAGUGUUGAACGCGAGCGCGGUCGAUAUAGAUGUGCCAUAUUUUCUUAAUGUAAAUAUAAAUUAUUGUACCUUAAUAUUACUUAUGUGCAUAUUUAUUAUACUUUUCUUAUAAACGAUACGGGAAGAGCAUAGGUAUUCGUAUUCGAACCAUCACAAACUCGUGAUAUGAUAGCCUUGUUUGUGCAUUUGCUUUUAGUUUGUAAUAUUAAUUGUGUAUUUAUACUGCACCGUUGUAUUUCGUUAAAAUUUUAUUGCAUGUUAGUGACCGUCUGUUUCAUUAUAGUUAUAGUUUAAAAAAAGACCUAUAGAAAGAAUAACUACAUGAAAAUGAACGUAACCUUUAAAAUGUAUCACCAUUGUUUGUUUACUUUUGUGAAAAGGUUUAAUUAAAAAUUCAAUCAUUUUGGGAAUUUCAAAAGUUUUAUAUUUAAAAUUAUACUGACGCGCCGUACGCCUCGGGUGAUAACAUUAUGUUUAUCAUCAGAGAAGAAUUUGUAAAUACUACUUAAUAAUUGCUUUAGUUAUAAUAUUUUUAACACUGUAUACAAUUUUAUACUGAUAACAAUACAGAAUGUACCGAUAUGAAAAUGUUAGAUUAAGAUGUAUGUAGUUUACGUGAAUUUCGUGACUAGUUUUGUUUAAUUACUAGGUUUAAUUGUUAGUUGCGUAAUUAAGGAAGCUAGUCCAAAUAAUGUUUCGAUGUGAUGGAAAUGAAUGCCAUGUUGGUAGAUAGAAAGGUUUCUGUCGCGAUAAAAGGCCUCAUUACAUUGUUAUAUUUUCUUUAAAGAAAUGUAUUCCAAGAAAUAUUUAUAAACAAUAAUGUUCUUUAUUAUUCUGAGGCCUGUAAAAUUUGGAUUUAAUAUUUUUACCUUCUGGGGGAAGGCUCGAUUUUUGAAAUAUCUAUUUAAAUAUAAAAAAAAUCGUUUAUCAUGUAAACAUAUUGAAAUUUAUUGUUUCGUUGUGGGUUCUAGUCCAUCAAAAUUGAGAUGAGAAAAAUGUAUUAUAUAAUGUUAUAUUGGCUAUAUGUUAUAAGUUUUUGACAUAAUGAGAAUAUCACUCGACUAAGGGAGUUAUCUUGAUUUUUAUUUAAUCUAACAAUAGAAAAGUAGUCACCUAUGGCUUGCAAAUAACAUAACUAAUAGCCAUAAAGGAUACUAUAAAAUCGCUUGUAUUGCAUUGUUUUUAUUUAACGAUUCUUAGAAUAAAUUUCUUUGCAUAUGAUGUUUCAACAAAUAUUGUUACUUAUAAAACCAAUAUUUAAAUUUCAAUUUGUUAAGAAUACAUAUCAUACAGUUUCGGUAUUAAAUGCCUAAAUUAUAAUUUAUGGUGUUAUUAUAUGUCACACAAAGGUUUGUAAAAGUCAUACAGUUUUAAAAUGAAAUAAAUUACCUGGGAACAGAUACUGCCUUUAUUUUUGCUUAUACUUAAACCUAUUCACAAAAUCCUAGCGGUUUUUAAGUCAUGGACACUUGGCUAUAAGUUUUGCUUAUUUUAUGACCAAAUAAUUAGUGUGCGAUAUCAAUUAUUGUUUUUUUUUGAUAUUUCAACAUAUUUACAAAUGUACGCAUAGGUAAAGUGGCUCUUGAGGAGAGAGUGCC